This is a messenger RNA of Brienomyrus brachyistius, 5431 nucleotides long. It is a transcript of the gene baz1a, whose product is annotated as bromodomain adjacent to zinc finger domain, 1A. Bases 173 to 4717 code for a protein of 1514 amino acids. Gene Ontology annotation, molecular function: protein binding. Lineage: Eukaryota; Metazoa; Chordata; Actinopteri; Osteoglossiformes; Mormyridae. Gene Ontology annotation, biological process: chromatin remodeling. The transcript is spliced from 28 exons. The record is from RefSeq and is a predicted model, not a curated record.
AGUCAGUGAGUGAACUAGAGCGGAUCAAAACUUGUCCGCUGUGUACAUACGGCAUACAGGGGGAAGUGCGGUCAGCCUAACACUUUGUUUUUGUUCUUCUGAAGCGGAUUAACCUUUCCUGCAUUUCACGUCGGACGACUGAUCAGAAGGGACGAGGGCGAAAGAAAGAAAAAUGCCGCUUCUCCACAGAAAGCCGUUUGUCAGGCAGAAACCGCCCCUGGACCUCAAGCCCGACGAAGAAGUCUUUCUGUGUAAAGUGACACAUGAAAUCUUCAGGAGCUACGAUGAGUUUUUCGAGAGGACUAUCCUGUGCAACAGCCUGGUGUGGAGCUGUGCUCUGACCGGCAAGCCGGGCCUGACCUACCAGGAGGCUGUGGAGAGUGAGCAGCGGGCCCGGCUCAGUCUGCAGAGCUUCCCUCCAGUGCUGGUGAUCCCACUGCUGCACCUGGCUGCCCUCACGCACCGCACGCGCCUACAUGAGCUCUGCGACGAUGUCUACAGCUAUGUCCGGGAGCGCUUCUUUGUCGGGGAGAUGGUGGAUGUGAUCAGCCGUGGUGGAUUCAGACAGCAGUGUCGCAUCUUGGAGGUGCAGUCUCCGUAUUCAAAUGGGGCAGCCAAUGGCCAUGUCCAUGCAGCCAACGACCACACAGAGGGGGACACCAUUGUCAUCAGUGACAGUGACGAAGAGGGCUGCUCCAACGUGGUGUCCUCCAAGUCGUCAGUCAAUGGGAAGGCAAAAGUGUGCAUUGAUCCAUCAUUAUUCAAGUACAAAGUGCUGCCCAUCGGCACUGAAGGCUGCGAGCCCCUGUUCGUAACAGCCAGUCACAUCAGUCGUAAGAAGAACCUCUUUUCCCGUGACCGACUAAAGCUGCUGUUGAAACAACACUGUGAGCCCCAGAAUGGGGCCAUCAGGCUCAAGCCUGCUACAAUUGGCAAGUACAAGAUAUUGGAACAGAAUUUCUCUCAGUUUUUCCCUGAUGAACCCCCGGUGUUUGCCUUCAGCCCCCCCGGGAAGGGUCGAGGUCGCCGUAUCAACGGCAUCUUUCCCGGACAGAUGGACUUCCCUGUGAAGGGAGACGGCGUAAUGCAGGCAGCCGAGGAGAAACUCAGGCUGAUGCAACAGAAGGAGGAAAUGAUGGCCCUGGCACAGGAAAAAGCCAAGCUAAAGAAGGAGCGGGAAGAUGCCUGGGAGGCCAGAAAGAGGGAAAAGGAGGACAAGGAGCGGAAGAGAGAGGAGUUGAAGAGGAUGGUGGAAGAAGAGAAGCAGAAAAGAAAGGAAGAGAAAGAGAGGAUGAAAAUCGAGAAAGAGAAGGAGCGAGAGAAGCUACGGGAGGAGAAGAAGAAGUUUGCGGAGCAUCUGAAGCAGUGGAGCCGGCGGAGGGAGGACAUGGAAUGUGAUGACCUUAAGGAGCUACCACCCCCGGUGACCGUGAAAACCCGGCUACCCCCUGAGCUCUUUGGAGAUGCCCUCAUGGUGCUGGAGUUCCUGCAGGCAUUCGGAGAGCUUUUCGAUCUGAAAGACGAAUUCCCAGACGGGAUCACCUUUGAGGUGCUUGAGGAGGCGCUGGUGGGCUGUGACCCGGAGGGCCCUCUGUGCGAGCUCCUCUUCUUCUUCCUGUCAGCCAUAUUCCAGGCCCUGGCUGAGGAGGAGGAGGAAGUAGCCCGUGAGCAACUGACUGAGGCGGAUGCUAAAGAUCUAACUGAGGCCCUGGAUGAAGAUACAGACCCGACACAGUCGGCCAUCAGCGCGGUGGCGUCACUGGCUGCAGCCUGGCCUCAGCUCUACCAGGGCUGCAGCCUGAAGCAGCUGGACCUGGACAGCUGCACCCUGUCUGAGAUCCUGCGACUGCAUAUCCUGGCUUCCGGUGCUGACUGCAACUCUGCCAACGCCAAGUUCCGGUACCAGAAGCAGGGUGGCUUUGGUGCCAUGGACGACGCCUGUGUGGAGCUGCGGCUGAGCAACCCAGGGCUGCUGAAGCGACUGUCCUGCAGCGCCGUCUAUGACCUGCUGCCCGGAGAUAAGCUGAAGAUCCUGCAUGCACUGUGUGGCAAGCUGCUGACGCUGGUGUCCACGCGCGACUUCAUCGAGGACUGUGCUGACGAGCAGCGGCAGGCCAAGCAGGAGCUCCGCGAGCUCAAGGCUGAGCAGCACCGGCGAGAGCGUGAGGAGGCUGCCGAUAGGGUCCGGAGAAGAAAGGAGGAGAAACUAAAAGAGCAGGAGCUCAAACUCAAGGAGAAACACGAAAGGCUCAAGGAUGAGGAGCGGAAUGGCUCACACCUGCCAGAGGAUAAUGCUCCAGAAGAUAUGGACACCAGCACGGAGAGUCACACCGCAGUUAAGGACCACCCUACAGAGGAUGAAGAUGACCAGAUGUCUCCCAUCAAAACCAAGAAAAUUAAGAACAGUCCAGAAAAGAAGCCAGUGGAACCCAAGGAUGCUCUGACUCCAGAAGAGCAGCAGCAGAAGGAGAAGGAUCUUCAGGAGCGCAUCCAGAAGGCUGCUGCCUGCACAUACAUCCUGCCUCUGGGCCGUGACCGCCACUAUCGCCGCUAUUGGCUGUUUCCCUCCACCCCUGGUCUGUUUGUGGAGGAGGACUUCUCAGGUCUCACAGAGGACAUGCUGCUACCGAGACCUCCUUCUGAGCUCAAAGAUGAGCCGCGAUCUGUGCCAGAGAAUGCCGUGGAACCUACUGACAUCACCACGGACUCUGCUCUGCUUCAGAGCUGCGGGCCUCCAGUGAACCGCCCCAACCUCUGGGCCUUCUAUAGCACCCCUUGGCAAGUGGAUCAGCUGAUUGAGGCGCUGAACGGCCGUGGCCACCGGGAGAGUAACCUGAAGGAGGCACUGUUGCAAGAGAAGGACCGCAUCGCACAGAUCCUAGGCAUCUGCUCAGCUGAGAGGUUCCAUCACCCAGACAAACCAAUUGAAGAGGGCAAAGUGGGCACAGUGAGGCCAAGGAAUGUGGCGGAAGGCUCGUCCACUGCGGAGCGGCACAUGGAGAACCGGCUGAAAGACCUGCUGCUUGACAUUGAGGAUCGCAUCUUCCAGGGCACUCUGGGAGCUGUCAAGGUGAUGGAGCGAAAUGCUUGGAGAGCUGCACUGGAGAACGGUCACUAUGAGCUGCUAAGUCCUGACCUCAGAGAGAACGGGCCGGCAAAACCAGAGCAUAGCGACGUGGCCCCCAUGGAGGUGGACGACGGCCAUGUCAGGGUGGCAGGGAGGGACCGGUUACAGGAACUGAAGGGCGAGUGUCUGAGUGUGCCAUCUACCAGCUCCAGCACCCCCCAGCCAGUGAAUAACUGUGUGCACUACCUGGCCCGGGCGCUGACCCAGAUCGAGCAGGGCAUUGAGCGGAAGUUCCUCAAACCACCACUAGGGGAUGAUGAUGUGAAAAAAGACCAGAAAACCAAGAAAAAAGAAAAAAAGAAAGAAGAUGACCUGUCAAGUGAAAAAGAUGACGGCAGUGACAGCGGCCGCGCCUGCAAGACGGUGCAGGACCGCUGGCGGGAGUCCCUGCUCAGCUGCUCCAGCCUGUCGCAGGUCUUCCUGCACCUUUCCACCUUGGAGCGCAGCGUUGCCUGGGCCAAGUCCAUCCUGAAUGCCCGUUGCAAGGUGUGUCGCAAGAAGGGCGAUGCCGAGAAUAUGCUGCUGUGCGACGCCUGCGAGCGAGGCCAUCACAUCUACUGUGUGCGACCCAAGCUCAAGGCCAUCCCUGCCGAGGACUGGUUCUGUCCGGAGUGCCGUCCGAAACAGCGCUCCCACCGCCUUCCUUCCCGCCAGCGUUCCUCUGUCGACUCAGAAGAGCUGGAGUCAGACAGAGGGGGAGAGGAGGAAGAGGAGGAUGAAUCUGAAGAGGAGCAGGAGGAGUCAGGGGAAGAAGAGUCUGAGGAAGAGAAAGAGAGCUACCCUAAGAAAGGCCGAGCUACAGUGAAGCUUCCCCUAACAACCAAGGGAGGGAGGGCAAGCAGCAAAUCUACCACCCGGCAGACUGAUUCCGGUCGCUCCACCCCCCGUAGCCAGCAGGCAGCACCAAAACAGUCUCCUGCUGCUGCAAAGGGGGGCUCAAAGUCCUCAGGGAAGAAGGGAGCCAGUGGCUCGAACAGCAGGCCGCCUCCUAGAGUGGGGAGCCGGAGCAGUGCCCGCCUGAGCCAGGAGAUGGUGUCCUGCAAUGCAGCUGCGGCUUCCAAGCCAGCGGACCAGCAGGGCACCCCAUCCUCGAGCAACUCCACCCCAGACAGGCAGGGCAAUGGCCGCAAACGAGCCGCCAUGGAGGCGUCUCCCAAGGCGAAGGUUGUCUUGGCCACAUCUGCAUCCACCUCUAACCGCCGCAGUUCAGGACGAAACCAGGGUGUCCACGAGCUGUCUGCCUGUGAACAGCUGACUGUGGAACUGGUCAGACAUGAGGAUAGCUGGCCCUUCAUGAAGUUGGUGUCCAAAACUCAGGUGCCGGACUACUAUGAUAUCAUUAAGAAGCCCAUUGCUUUGAGUAUAAUCAGGGAAAAAGUCAACAACUGUGAAUACAAAACUGCCUCUGAAUAUAUUGAGGAUGUGGAGCUCAUGUUCACCAAUUGCUUAGAGUAUAACCCACGCAGCACAAAUGAAGCAAAGGCUGGAAUUCGGCUUCAGGCUUUCUUCCACUCGGAGGCACACAGGCUUGGCCUCUCCCCUCAGGGAAGUAACCAGGCUGGACCACCCCAGAAACGCCCCAAAAUCUAACCUGCAACAUGACUCUUUUUUUAAAAAAAAGACAAAAAUUAAAAAAUGGCUCGACAAAACGGCUUUGGCCGACAGACAUUUAAGCCCCUGAAGUGGAAGGGAGAAGAAUUAUGGCCUUCUAAGUUGCUCUGGACCCUAAUUACUGUGAUCUACACUGUAAACCUUCUUUCCAUUUAAAAAAUGACUCAGGACAAAAGAAUUGUGGUAUCAAUUUUUUUUUAUUAUUAAAAGCGCAUUUAUUUUGUAUAUUGGCUAAAUUUCGAAACAUGACUACUUUUUGUAUAUUUUUCUGCUUUUGAAUUUUUUUUUCUUCCGCUGUUUUAAUAAAUUAAUUAUUGCAUCUCGAAGGAACUUUUAGGUGUUUUCAUAGAGCUGACCUGACAGUAAAACAAGUAACUUAAUAUUCAGGUUCCCAUCUUUCUGUGCGACACUACAGAGGAACCAAAAUCAUUUAUUCCUGUGUGACAUUUUCUUAAACCGAGUAGAUAUUUAUUUAGUUUUGAAAUUGCUUUGAGUUUAAGGACCCAAUCGUAUUUAUAAAAAUGUUACUAUAGGAUGUUUGUCUUGCUUGGUUUUGUAAAGUAUUCCCCUAUUAGAACUCUACUAAAGCAGUUCAAGGAAUUGGUUUUGAUGGUGUUUUUCCGUUUCAAACACGUUGUCCUGUAAAGUUUUUUUUUUUUUCUACAUGUAAAAAUAAAUUGACCUUGUUUAAUA